Sinocyclocheilus grahami is the source of this 930-nucleotide messenger RNA. It is a transcript of the gene kcnmb2a, whose product is annotated as potassium large conductance calcium-activated channel, subfamily M, beta member 2a. The transcript has 5 exons. The record is from RefSeq and is a predicted model, not a curated record. Gene Ontology annotation, biological process: detection of calcium ion; potassium ion transport. Gene Ontology annotation, cellular component: membrane; voltage-gated potassium channel complex. NCBI's taxonomy places the organism in Eukaryota, Metazoa, Chordata, Actinopteri, Cypriniformes, Cyprinidae. The coding region runs from base 104 to 802 and encodes 232 amino acids. Gene Ontology annotation, molecular function: calcium-activated potassium channel activity; potassium channel regulator activity.
CUGUUAUUGACUCAACAUGCUUUCUUGAAAUUUCAUUGCUCUACUUUGGCUCAAAUCUAUCAAUACAGGUCUUUCAAGAACUCAGACUCAGGUGUCAGACAAGAUGUUCUUUGUGAAGGGGGUCAAAACAGCACGAGUCACGCAACAAAGGGUAAUUUAUAAGACAUUGUGGGGAAAUGAGCUUAAGGACAAAAAAAGGACAGAAACGGCGCUGAAGGCCGGGGAGGACAGAGCCAUUCUGUUGGGUUUGGGAAUGGUGUUCAGCUCAGUCAUGAUGUACUUUGUGAUCUGUAUCACCAUGGUGCGUGCUUAUGCAGAAAGUGUAUUGCCCGACGAGACCACCUGCACUGUGCUAAACUCCACUCUAACAAAGGAUAUCAAUUGUUCAUACAACUGUGGCUCUGACUGCUGGCGGAGCUCUAAGUACCCCUGUCUGCAGGUCUACGUCAGCCUGAAUGCCACCGGCCGCAUUGGGCUGCUCUCUCACAAUGAGGAGAUGCUGGACGUCAGUUCUGAGUGUUUUUAUGUGCCAAAAUGCCAGAAGGACCACAUCGUCCUGCAUGUUAUGAUCCAGAAUAUUUCAGAGCAUCUGAGGAUGCACCAGCAGGUGACAUGUUACCACGACUCCAGCGAGCAUCAGGGCAGCAUCCUUCUGAACCGUCUGUAUGGCAGCAGCACAGUCUUCCACUCUCUCUUCUGGCCCUCCUGCAUGUUAUCUGGAGGAACGCUCAUCAUACUCAUGGUCAAGCUCACUCAAUACCUUUCCAUACUGUGUGAACAAAUUGGCAAAACUGCAAAGUGAAAGAAGCUCAGUGAUUGACAGACUUAGUGAAUUGAAUGGAGGAGCUUUCAUUUCUCCUUCAAAUGGUUUUCGGCUUCCUGUUGUUCAAGGAUUGACUGGAAAUUGAUAUGUUAUUCUUCCAUGACUAA